AUGCCGCCAAAAGGCAAUGGAGUAUCGGGUCCAAUCGCGCAGAGCGUCCCACCAACGGACGUGGGCGACCAGAUCGACAGGAUGUGUCGCCUGCUGGAAGCAAGCCAGCAGCGGUCCGACGAAGUAAUCAAGACAUUGACUGAAGCUCAGGCUAGGCUCGAAGCUAAGAUUGCUGAGCUGCGCAGAUCCGCUGACACCACACGCAAUACCCAAAACAACAACACUCUCGACUCUGGUAGACCUGAAGUACCAAUCAACCGCAUGAGUUCCCCUCGGCAAAACACGAACCUCGAUAGUGAAAGAUCCCAAGGUCUCCCGCCACCCUCCGGGGCCGAAGAACGACGAGCCCUACUCUCUGACACACAUAUGCGGACGAAAGCAUACCCCAUCGGAUCCGUUCAGCCAACAGCCGAAAUUUGGCCUCAACGAACCACACGUCAAGCCACGCACGAUUCACCUUCUGAAGACCGUGUUCCCUCGAUCCGGUUCUUAGACAGUUGGAAAGAAGAUAUGAUGAGAGAAAUGAUGCAGAAGUUCUCAGACGGGCGAUCCGUUUACGCCACCGAGCAUUUGGAUCUAGUGUCAAGAACCACUGAGAAAUCUCCUUUCUCAAAGUGGAUUCAGAAUGAACCUAAGCCCCGGGACUUCAUCAUCCCUUCCCUGCCUGCAUUUAAUGGAAAUGGAGAUCCGCUAAACCAUUUAUUCCAAUUUCAACAGAAAAUGGCAUUAGAAGUAAACAACGAAGCUAUUCAAUGCAAGGUCUUUUCAACGACUUUCUCCGGGCCAACUUUGUUGUGGUUCCGACAGUUAAAGCCCGGAUCCCUCAACAGUUUUAGUGACCUCCGACGGACCUUUUUACAACAAUAUAGUGCGAACCGAGAGGCACCAAGAACAAUGGCUGACCUCUAUCGGAUUGAGCAAGGGGAAAAUGAACAUCUGAAAACAUAUUUGCAGCGUUUCAUUGACCUCGUGCAUCAAAUCCACGACGUCGAUCCAAUUACCGCAGCCAAUCUCUUCGUCAAAAGCUUGCAGAAGAAGUCUGCGCUCAUCUUUGCUCCACCAACAAAUAACCCUCCGCCACCUGCUAGAGAUGACAAGAGGAAACGGAACCAAACAGAUCACGCGAAGGAAGGAAAGAGGCCAAGACAGGACCGACAGUCACCACGAUACCCUUCCUUCGAAUACACCGUCCCGCAAGAAGUCAUUUAUGAAGAAAAUAAAGAAAGACCUAUCUGGCGAGAGCCCUAUAAAAUUACCACUCCUUCUGAUAGGAGGGAUAAAAGCAAGUACUGCCUCUUCUAUAAAGAUCAUGGUCAUACGAUCGCUGAAUGCCAUAACCUGAACAAUCAGAUCCAAGCUCUCAUGAGGAGUGGGAGGCUUACCCAAUACAUCAAGGAGGCAGGCAAAACUGGCACCUCGCGGCAUAAUCCUGCUUCUGCCCCAGCGCCGCAAGCGUCAGAUCCCGUGCACACAGCCUCUGAUAGCACUCAGGAGCCUCUUAAGCAAGUCCCUAUGAUCCACGGGAUCGUGGAACUCACUGAGAACCAAGAGCAUAUCACCAAAAUCCAUAAGAGGAUGGAAGAACGAGUGAAGCGAUACAAAUCAUUAGGCCACAUGGUCAAUCUUGUCACUUCAGAGGACAGAAGUUAUCCAACCUCUGCAAUCACCUUCACCGAUGAUGACCUGAAGGGCGUACACCUACCCCAUGAUGAUCCACUCGUCAUUUCACUACAGGUUGACCAUUGCCAGCUGGGCAGAGUUCUAAUCGACUGGGGUAGUGGGGUCUACAUCCUCUUUUGGGAAGCCUUCCAGAAAAUGGGGCUAGAGGAGAAUCAGAUCCGACCCUCCACCACACCCAUUCUGGGAUUCAACAGCCAAAGCGUAUAUCCGAAAGGCUUCGUUCGAUUGCCUGUGGUGGCCUCAGAAUGCACCCUGCCAGUAGACUUUCUCAUUAUAGAUUCCACCACAAGCUACAACGCCAUCAUGGGGAGAAAUUGGAUCCACAUGAUGCAGGGGGUAGUCUCAACUUUGCAUCAGGUGAUGCGAUGUCUAUCACCCAAUGGGCGCUACACCGUCGACAUCAAGGGCUGCCAGAAGCAGGCCAAAAAGUGCUUUCUUACCUUGAAAGAAAUAAAUAGCUCUGCCACUGCCUCCCAUAACAACUCCCCUGACAAAUAG
Messenger RNA from Humulus lupulus (European hop), 2178 nucleotides. RefSeq lists its product as uncharacterized. The coding region runs from base 1 to 2178 and encodes 725 amino acids. NCBI's taxonomy places the organism in Eukaryota, Viridiplantae, Streptophyta, Magnoliopsida, Rosales, Cannabaceae. The transcript is spliced from 2 exons. The record is from RefSeq and is a predicted model, not a curated record.